AUGUCGAGACGCCCUAAUGCACUGCUGCGGCCUUCGUCGCGGCUGCUAUACAAGCAGCAGUCAUGGUCGCCGGACAUACUCCGGGAAGAGGCGUGGCAGAGGCGAAAGGAGAAUUACUUCAGGAACAGCAGCAGCUGCCACCGGCUGGGCAAGAGCCUCUCGGAGGAGGACGUAGAUGAACUGAAGGCUUGCAUCGAACUCGGAUUCGGGUUCGAUUCACCCGAAACUGACCCGAAAUUAUCGAAUACGAUUCCGGCUUUGGAGUUGUUCCAUGCCGUUAAUAAACAGUACAACGAUCACAGCUUAUCUAGAUCCUCUUCUUCAUCAUCCAUGGUCUCCGAUAACAACAUUGCAAGCCCUACCUCAAUAUUCGAUCCAGAUGAUGAUGCGGCUGCGAAGAAGGCUCGGUUGAAACAGUGGGCGAAGGUGGUUGCUUGUGCGGUGCGGCAGUCUCUUCCACCUCCCUCCGACCAACUUCAUUAA
This is a messenger RNA of Gastrolobium bilobum, 483 nucleotides long. RefSeq lists its product as uncharacterized. Lineage: Eukaryota; Viridiplantae; Streptophyta; Magnoliopsida; Fabales; Fabaceae. Bases 1 to 483 code for a protein of 160 amino acids. The transcript has 2 exons. The record is from RefSeq and is a predicted model, not a curated record.